AUGGUAGCUUACAUCAGCUAUCAACGUUGUCAAAAUGCAAAAUGACAUAUUUAAAUUGUUACUUAAAAUUGCCAUUUUUGGUAGUUCGGAUAAACAAUUUCAAUUAAAAGAUAUUUCCUAGAUGCCUUUUUUAACGUUUAAACAAAUUGGCCUUGUCAAAAGCGACAGCCACUUGACAUGGAAGUGGUUUGGAGGAACUUGAGAUUUAAAUACGUUCUCAUAUGUAUUUUUGUUACUUUUAUUGUCUCAUGCUUGAUAAGCAUGUCUCCAAUAAGUAAUGAUGACCGGAAAUACGAUCUUGGUACGUCAUCGCGAGAUCGAAGUGAUGUAAAAUCGUCGAUUAAUGCUUUGAGGAUUAGAAGAAAGUCAAAGCAUCGACUAGCCAUACUCGUGCCAUUUAGAGAUCGCUUUGAAGAACUUUUAAAAUUCGCUCCUCACAUGCGAAAGUUUUUAGAUAAACAGUAUUUAGAUUAUCACAUAUUUAUUUUGAAUCAGGUAGACAAAUUUAGAUUUAAUAGAGCGUCUCUGAUAAAUGUAGGAUUUUUAGAAGUAAAAAACGACUACGAUUAUGUAGCAAUGCAUGAUGUUGAUUUAUUGCCAACGAACGAUGAGUUGUCAUACUCUUUUCCCGACAAGGGUCCUUUUCACGUAUCGUCGCCUGAAUUGCACCCACGGUACCAUUACCCAACUUUUGUUGGGGGCAUAUUACUUGUUAAAAGAGAACAUUUUAUGAAAGUGGACGGCAUGUCAAAUAAGUACUGGGGUUGGGGUUUGGAAGACGAUGAAUUUUACGUAAGACUUAAGGAAGCUGGACUCAAUAUUACUCGCCCGCAGAAUAUUUCAACUGGAACUCAUAACAGUUUUAAGCACAUACAUGACAGAAACCACCGCAAAAGAGACAUGACCAAGUGCUAUAAUCAGCGUGAGGUUACUAGAAAACGGGAUCGCCAGACGGGUUUACACAACGUUUCUUACAAGUUAGAAGAUACGAUAGAAAUGAAGAUAUCAGAUACUUCUGUCACAGUACUCAAUAUUGCUCUAAUAUGUGAUAAGUCGAUUACUCCAUGGUGCGAGUGUAACAAAAUGGACACUUCGAAAGAUGCAAAAGCGAAGGAAAAGAAAAAAGAUCAGAAAUAGAAGCGCCACGUAGCUGAUAAAAUUGAUUGCAUCAAAAGAUAUUUCUAAUUCGACGAGAUUUUAAAUCGAACUGCCUUGU
Messenger RNA from Belonocnema kinseyi, 1216 nucleotides. RefSeq names its product beta-1,4-galactosyltransferase 7 (gene beta4GalT7). Gene Ontology annotation, biological process: proteoglycan biosynthetic process; carbohydrate metabolic process. Gene Ontology annotation, molecular function: xylosylprotein 4-beta-galactosyltransferase activity. The transcript is spliced from 5 exons. Bases 178 to 1137 code for a protein of 319 amino acids. Lineage: Eukaryota; Metazoa; Arthropoda; Insecta; Hymenoptera; Cynipidae. The record is from RefSeq and is a predicted model, not a curated record.